CACUGGUGGGUGGGCACAGGUGGGUGGCACAGGUGGGUGGCACUGGUGGGCACAGGUGGGUGGCACUGCUGGGCACAGGUAGGUGGCACUUCUGGGCACAGGUGUGUGACACUGCAGAGUGGCACAGGUGGGUGCACUGCUGGGCACAGGUGGGUGCACUGCUGGGCACAGGUGGGCGGAACUUGCGGGUGGCACUGCUGGGCACCGAUCAUCAGGGCACUGAUCAUCAGUGCCCUGAUGAUCGGUGCCGAUCCCCGCUCUGACAACUGCCGGUUCUCGGCAGUACUUUCCUCACGAUCUGACAGCGUGAGGAAAGUGCAGCCGAGAACCGGCACUUGC
Staurois parvus is the source of this 339-nucleotide messenger RNA. Lineage: Eukaryota; Metazoa; Chordata; Amphibia; Anura; Ranidae. The record is from the annotation of a GenBank genome assembly.